GAGUAAAAUUUAGUGUUAUUAUACACAAGUUUGGCAAUAGGGAUUUUAACCCUAAUUAGUGUCCUAAAGAGAUCAAAUGGAUGGUUUUUUACAAUGAAAUUUAGUUCAAAGAAAUGUGAGUUGCCUCCUGGUGACAUGGGCUGGCCAUUAGUAGGGAACAUGUUUUUUUUCUUCCAAAGUUUCAAAGAUGGUAAUCUUGGCUCAUUUGUCUCCUACUUUGUUACUAGGUUUGGAGAGGGAGGGAUGUGCAAGGCAUUCAUGUUUGGUAAGCCAAGCAUUAUCAUCACAAAAGUUGAAACAAGUAGAAAAAUAUUUAUGGAUGAUGAUAAUUUUGAUAGAGGUAUGCCAAAAUAUAUCUUAAAAAUACUAGGACAAGUUCAAGUUGGUGGAUUUACAAAAGAAGAAAGCAAGCGUCUACAUAGACUAACAACACCAAUAAAAAGUGACAUAUCAUUAUCAUCAAAUUACUUUGAUUUUGCAAAUGAAAUUGUGAAAAAUUCAUUUGAGAAAUUGGUUGCCAUGGAAGAACCAAUUGAUAUCCUCUUAGCAAUGACAAGGCCAACAUUUGCAGUGUUAAUGAGAAUUCUUAUAGGUGAUGGAGUUGAUCAUGAUUUGGUUGAUGUUCUCUUUGAAGAGACUAUUUAUCUUAUUCGUGGUUGUCAUGGUUUGCCCUUUAAUAUACCAGGAUCUUCUUACAAUAGGGGAUUGAAGGUAAGAAAAUAUUCUUAUUAUAAAUUGCUUCUAGCUAGAUCUGAUAUAUGUCUCGUUAAAAAAGUGGCUAGAGGAGCAAUGGCUAAGAUAUAUCAACAUAUAUUAGAUGAAAGAAAAGUGAUGAUUGGGAAAAACAAAACAAGGGGAAAGUCUAACAUUUUACUAGAUAUGAUGUUAGACACUCAAGAUGAUGAUGAACAAGGAAAAGGAUUCAAUGAUGAGAAGAUCAUUGCAAUGCUUGUUUCUUAUACAUUUGCUGGUUUUGAAUCUGUUGGUUUGGACCGUUUGGUUGCAUCAACAGCCAUUAUGUAUCUACAAAAAUAUCCAAACUUCUUGAACAAAGCUAAACUCAUCUUCACACCCACUCCCGUAGACCCACCACCACCUCCAUGUCUCUGUCUCCAAUAG
Molecule: messenger RNA, 1119 nt
Organism: Solanum verrucosum
Lineage: Eukaryota; Viridiplantae; Streptophyta; Magnoliopsida; Solanales; Solanaceae
Product: ent-kaurenoic acid oxidase 2-like
Exons: 4
Coding region: 94-1119 (341 amino acids)
Biological process (GO): brassinosteroid homeostasis; brassinosteroid biosynthetic process; multicellular organism development
Cellular component (GO): endoplasmic reticulum
Molecular function (GO): heme binding; ent-kaurenoic acid monooxygenase activity; iron ion binding
Source: RefSeq, a predicted model, not a curated record